Molecule: messenger RNA, 2038 nt
Organism: Punica granatum (pomegranate)
Lineage: Eukaryota; Viridiplantae; Streptophyta; Magnoliopsida; Myrtales; Lythraceae
Source: RefSeq, a predicted model, not a curated record
GCUCUUCCGUUCGUAGCAAUUUCGAUACAAGAAGACGACAAACUACGCUGUCGUUUCACCUAACUGCUGGGCUGGGCCGGAUGGGCCGGGCCCAGUAUCUUCGAUUCAUUUGAACCGGGCCGGUUGACUGCUAGACGGGCUAAUUGAUCCGGACCCAACUUUCCCACCCUGUCCGGUCCAGACCAGAGAAACAGGCCCUCUCCUUCUGGCUCUUUCAGAUUUGGCGCUCUCUUUGAGACUGAGCGGGAACACUGGGAGAAUUCUCCAUCGCCAAUUUUCUACCGGAAACUUCUCGCCGACGAGUUCUCUCCGGCGCAGGAAGACCUCGAUGAGCUCUCGGCUCGACUUCGAGCUCGAUGACCCUCUGGUCAAUACUCACGUUCCCGCCAAGCGAAGGAAGAAGGUUAUCGGUUUGGAUGACUUGCUGGCUGAUCACUACAAGGAGGAGGGCAAGCGCAUCGAGGUGAAAUCGAAGAGGAAGAAGCCCCAAAACAAUGACAGUUCAGACGAUGAAGACAACACCAAGGAAGCACACCUGUCGACUGCUCUCGAUCGGUACCAUAAACAGAUGCAGGACAUGGGCAGUGACGAUGAGGUAACCAAUUGGGGUUUGCGUGUUUUUGGAACUCAGAAAAAUCCACCAGAUUCAGAUUUCUCCGAGCUCCGAAGCUGCGAGCUUUUGCAGUCUUUUUAUGAUAAUAAUCUUGAUUCGUUGGUCGGGCUCAACAGAGAAGAAGGGGAUGCAUUUCUGGAAGGACUAUUAGUAAAUGGAUGGUUGUUGAAGUUGGUAACCACUCAAAAUCAUGUUGAAGCGGUUGUUGCAAAAUGGACCUUCAAUUUGAUGAUGUUUUCAUCAAGAGGACAACUAAGAACACGUGCUUGUAGCUUUUGGUGUGACAUAUUCUCACUGGAAAAUGAGGAUGACACAUCAUACUUUAAGAUCGACUGGGUCCCUAAUUAUUCAGAACUAAGGAGAGCCCUUGAUAUCUAUGGGUACACACACGACCUUUCAUCAAAUUCAACUUUUUCCUGCGCAGAUUCGCAGCAUGUUGGACCAUCUCAAAACAUUCGGACUUGGAUUAAGUUUGUGACUGCUUCUUGUCAAGUAAGGAGCAAAAGGCCCAUGUUCUCCUCUGCAGAAGCAGAAGAACUUAUCGAAGUAAUAGUAUCUCUCUUCUUAGAUCGCCAACUUGAAGGUCUCUCUGCUUCAUUGUAUAAAUGCAUGUUGGCCACGAUAAGUUACUUCACAGAUGAGGAGUGGAACAUCAGCUGUGAGAAAGUAGCAAAAUCUAUUGCUAACAGAGUACCUCGGGACUUAAAUUGCUUGAGAGCUGUGGAGUGCAUCUCUGGUGUUGAUCCUCGUAGCAAGAGCCUCAGGAGCAAAGUAGCCUAUCAGAUUCUCACUGCUUAUCUCGAUUUUCAGAUUGCUAGUGACGAGGAAAUCUUGAAUACACUCAUCUCGAUUAAGGUGGACGAGAGGAGUUGUGAUCUGUUCAAGGUCUACAUCUAUCUAAUUCUGACGGAGAACUGGCUCUUGUGGGGUUCGAAGCUUGAUGAUAAGCCUGUGAUAUGCGAGAUGUGGAGGGUCCUCCUUCGAAACUGUUCUUGCCUCAUUCCUAGCACCGAUCUAAGAUCAUAUGCAUUAAAGAUUCGAGAUAGAGCUUCAUAUCUUCUUCACUGUUCCUCUAUUAACUAAUGAGUCCACGGAAGAGUCCGGUUUAUUUCCUGCAAAGUACUAGCACGGUCACUUCCUCGGCGUGCAAAAGUGAUGUGAAUAUGGAUUCUGCAAUAUGUAGUAGAUGAGUGUAAUCUGACGGGUGCAUAUAUUGCUUGCUCAUACUUACGUGCUGUUUUAUGGGAAUGAUAGGGAGCAGAACUAACUCGGUAGGUAGCAAGGCUACCAUUAUUCUCGAGACAUCGUAUCAUCAUGUCUCGGAUAGAACAUUAGACAUGAUUUUUUUUUUUUAAUCAUAGGAUAUAUUCGACACGUAUGUUGGUCAUGGAAUAGGGUAAUUCAAGUAAAGAUGAGAAUUUUGCA